CAAGUGCGAUUAAAACGCGCAUUGUGCUACAUUUAUACAAGAAGAAACAAUUGUUACUUGUUAUUUAUUAUUUUGUUACUAAAAAAGCCUCCAUAUUUUAUAAAUUUAAUUAAAAAUUCAUUUUAGUUAAUGAAUACAAUUAAAUCAGAAAUUAAAAGCAUAAAUUUGUCUGUCUGUUAGCUCAAACAUAAUGUAUCCAGUUAUUCUUGACUUAUCAGUGACUCAUAGCAAUAAUUAAUUAAAGAGGGAAAAAUAAUUAUUUUUCACUACAACGUUUGUAACUAAGUGAAGAAAAACGGACCUGACAACGCUUUACAAGGUGUACCCCAUCAGCCCUGCAACAGGGCCAGGUGCAGCGCGUUCAGUAUGGGAGCUGAGUCCAGACCCCGACAUGGUCGGUCAUAUAUCGAACAAUUCUAUCGGCACUCACAACGUCAAUAUGACCAAGAGAAACGUCCCCAGGGAAAGGAAUACUCCUGACGAAAAUAUUUAUGCUGACGAAGCUACUACUGGCCAAAAUCCUACUGAUGAAACUAAGAGGAUCUUUGAACUUCUUCGUGCUGGAGAUACAGAAACCGUAGAAGAAUUAAUUGAAAAAAAUGGUUUGAGUAUCCUGAGUGUACGUGACAAAUGGGGUUACACCCCAGCUCAUUGGGCAGCAUUAGACGGCAAUGUUGAAGUAAUGCGGUAUUUAGUUGAAAGAAAUGGACCAGUUGAUUUAUCUUGUCUCGGUACACAAGGACCUAAACCAAUUCACUGGGCAUGUAGAAAAGGUCAUAGUGCUUUAGUUCAAAUCCUUUUGAAGGCAGGUGUAGCAGUAAACACAGCAGAUUUUAAAGGGCUGACACCUUUAAUGACAGCCAGUAUGUUCGGAAAAUUCGCAACAGCAGCAUUUCUUCUCGGGUCUGGCGCACUAGGUCACCUCACAGACAUUAAUGGGGACACUGCACUUCACUGGGCCGCUUACAAAGGACACCCGGACUUGAUACGGUUGCUGAUAUACAGCGGAGUAGAUCUCCAAAAGCCGGAUUACUUUGGCUCGACACCUUUGCACUUAGCAUGCUUAUCAGGAAAUGUUAGCUGCGUAAAAAUCCUCUGCGAGAAGAGCAAAAUAGAGUUAGGACCACGCGACAAGAACGGAAAGACACCUCUCCAAUUAGCCAAGAGCCACCGACACUCGGAAGUGGUCGCCAUUCUGGAGAACGAACAAAAGCAGCGAGCGCGAUGGGUACCGCCAAUAAAUGAGCUUUGGGCACUGCUAUUUGGCGGAGCGGGAAACAGUAAAGGGCCAUUAUUAUUAUUUAUGGGAUCUGUUUUAUUAUGGGGCUAUCCGAUGUAUCUGAUUAAAUGCAUACCUCUUACAUGGAAUUUCCUACGUGGUAGUCAUUACUGUUUUAUUUACUGGAACAUCGUCAUGUGGCUGUCGUGGGUCGUCGCUAAUAGACGCGAUCCCGGCUACGUUCCUCAAAAUAGCGAUACUUAUUAUAGAGCCAUUAAACAGAUUCCGUAUUUUGAUAAAUGGAAGAAAAGAAAUGUUAUUUUAUCACGAUUAUGCCAUAGUUGUAGAUGUUUUAGACCACUAAGGGCUAAGCACUGUAGAAUUUGCAAUCGUUGUGUAACUUAUUUUGAUCAUCAUUGCCCUUUUAUUUAUAAUUGUGUUGGCUUGCGUAAUAGAAUGUGGUUUUUCUUAUUCGUAAUGUGCGUGGCAAUAAAUUGUUCAUUUACACUCUACUUCGCGUGUUAUUGCAUUGCAAUUGAGGGAUUGCAAUUGAUGUACGUGUUGGGUCUGAUAGAGGCGCUAGUAUUUUGCGGACUCGGUUGGAUACUAACAUGCACAUCAGUACUGCACGCAUGCAUGAAUUUAACUACCAAUGAAAUGUUUAAUUACAAAAGGUAUUCCUACUUGAGAGACAAAAAAGGUAAAUAUUCAAAUCCUUUUAGUCGAGGACCAGUGCUCAAUUUCAUCGAAUUUUUUCUUUAUCCUCCCGACCACUAUGCCACUGACCCGCAGCAUUACAAUAUUUUGUCCGAAGAAGCCAUGUAAAAACUUACUUUACUUAUUUACUUUUUUUCCCACCUCAAUCAUUUAUUUUACACUAAACUAUAAUACGCUACAAAAUAAUACUUAGAUAAAACGUUACACACGCACAAAUAAUUAAAAAAUAUCAUGAUUCAAUAGCAUCUUUAUAAUUUAUUAUAAUAUCAAUAUGUCAUUUUUAUUACUUAAAAA
Messenger RNA from Cotesia glomerata, 2230 nucleotides. It is a transcript of the gene Patsas, whose product is annotated as probable protein S-acyltransferase 23. The record is from RefSeq and is a predicted model, not a curated record. Gene Ontology annotation, cellular component: Golgi membrane. The transcript is spliced from 9 exons. Lineage: Eukaryota; Metazoa; Arthropoda; Insecta; Hymenoptera; Braconidae. Gene Ontology annotation, biological process: protein palmitoylation. Bases 392 to 2044 code for a protein of 550 amino acids. Gene Ontology annotation, molecular function: protein binding; palmitoyltransferase activity.